Molecule: messenger RNA, 2857 nt
Organism: Plodia interpunctella (Indianmeal moth)
Lineage: Eukaryota; Metazoa; Arthropoda; Insecta; Lepidoptera; Pyralidae
Exons: 8
Coding region: 167-2833 (888 amino acids)
Biological process (GO): rRNA processing
Cellular component (GO): small-subunit processome; Pwp2p-containing subcomplex of 90S preribosome
Molecular function (GO): protein binding
Source: RefSeq, a predicted model, not a curated record
AAACGUGAAUAUGACAGUCGGGCUUUUGUUGUGGUUUUCUCAAUGGUUUUCUGAAAUGAAAUAUAUUUCAUUUUCCAUCUAAUCGUGUUGGCGACAAAUAACCGAAUGGUUUAUUUUGUUUUAAUUUAAAUACAUUUUUUUGCGCUGAAAAUUGAACACCAUUAACAUGCCUGAACAAUCGAGUAGUCGAAUAUUUAGCGGAUCAAGAGUUUUAGGUUAUGUUAGUACACAUGUGCCUUUCGUAGCAAGAUAUAUUAGAAGAAGAGGUGAAACUCUGCUAUGCACUAGUGUAGGGAAGUGGUUUCACACUUAUGGAUGUGAUAAGUUUCGUCUGCUCAGUGUGAGUGGUGAACAUCCAGGUCCCAUAACAUGUAUGGCCGGCGACAACUACCACGUAUACACAGCCAGUGAAAACAAUAUUUACGCUUGGAGACGAGGAUGUGAGCUUAAGCAUAUAUAUAAGGGCCACGAAGCAUCUGUUCAUAUACUAUUUCCUUUCGCCGCCCACCUUAUUUCGAUAGACGAAGGCAACAUAUUAAAAAUCUUCGAUAUCAAAGAUGAGACAGAGUUUCUAGAGCUAAAUUUUGACGAAAGUCAAUUUAAAAUUACUACAUUGUGUCAUCCACCCACGUAUUUAAAUAAAAUACUGCUAGGAAGUCAACAAGGUCAGUUGCAGCUAUGGAAUAUCCGUACAUCGAAAUUGGUCCAUACUUUUGACAAAUGGAAAUCUCCAGUCACUAUCAUAGAACCUGCUCCAGCUGUAGAUGUUGUGGCUGUAGCAUUUAGAAACAACAAGAUUGUCCUUCACAAUUUGCGGUAUGAUGAAACUAUUAUUGAAUUUGUACAUGAUUGGGGAAAAGUGACUUGUUUGUCAUUCAGAAUGGAUGGCGUCCCAGUCAUGGUAACGGGAAGUACAACUGGACACAUUGUGAUGUGGGAUCUGGAAGAGAAGAGAGUGAUGUCUCAAGUGCAGUCAGCCCAUUCAUCUAGGAUAGCUGGCAUGCAGUGCUUGAUGUCGGAGCCACUCAUGGUGACCAACUCCAGGGAUAAUUCUUUAAAACUAUGGAUAUUUGAUAUGCCAGAUGGGGGUGCUAGGUUGUUAAGAAAAAGAGAAGGCCACUCUUUGCCACCAACCCUGGUGAGGCACUGUGAACCAACGGGAGAGAACAUCUUAGCCGCUGGUGCAGACAGGAGUCUUCAUAUCAUGAAUACAGUCACUGAAACAUUUAACAAAAGCAUGGGCAAGGGAUCUUACAACAGGAAAAAAUCUAAGAAGAAAAAGAGACUUGAACAAGACCGUCUAGCAUUGCCACCAAUUGUGAACCUCAGCUCAUGCAUGCAACGAGACAAGCAAUGGGACAGCAUUGCAGCAUUACAUGAUGGAAUGUAUUUGGCAACAACAUGGUCUUACAACAGGAUAUGUAUGGGAGAGCACAAACUCAAACCGGACAGGUUUGAAAAAGGAACAGAGGCAACUUGUUUAACAGUGACACAUUGCGGAAAUUUUGUCAUAAUUGGCUAUAGUAACGGACAAGUACACAAAUUCAACAUGCAGUCAGGACUACACAGAGGAUUCUAUGGUAAACAAGAUAAGAGGUUGGCUCAUAAGGGUGCAGUGAGGGGUGUUGAAACAGACAUGUGUAAUCAGAGAGUAAUAACAGCAGGAGGAGAUGACACUCUUAAAUUCUGGCACUUCAAAGCGGCAACAACUCCCUAUCAUGUCAUUAGGCUAGAGGAAUCUGUAGCCAGUACAAAGUGCCACAGGGAAAGUGGACUACUAGCCUUAGCUAAUGAAGAUUUCUCAAUAACACUUGUUGAUAUUGAUACAAUGAAGAUUGUGAGGAAAUUCGAAGGACACUCCAACAGAAUCAAUGAUAUCGCUUUUGAUGCACAGAGCAGGUGGUUAAUUAGCACUUCAAUGGACUGCACUAUUUGCACCUGGGAUAUUCCUAGCGCGCAGCUUGUUGAUAUAUUUUCGGUGGAACGCCCAUGUACGUCAUUGAGCAUGUCUCCAACGGGAGAUUUCCUAGCGACGACUCACGUGGGCGAACUGGGAGUGUUCCUGUGGGCGAACCGGCUUUUGUAUGAACGCGUGUUCCUCAAGCCCAUUGACAAGGCUGACUCCGUGCCCACAUUACGUCUACCAGCAACAGUUCCAGAGAAACCUCACAUCGAAGACAUUGCCAUGAUAGACCUAGGCGAAGAGCCAGAGUACAUAUCUCGUGAACAAAUAAGCAAAGAGCUCAUCACUCUAUCAGACCAACCCACGUCGAGAUGGCUCAAUUUAUUGCAUCUAGAUAUUGUGAAAAAGAGAAAUAAACCGAAAACGCCUCUAACAGUUCCGAAAUCAGCGCCAUUUUUCCUGCCAACCAUACCAAGUCUUGAAUUGGAAUUUGAUUUAGGAAAAGAUAAAGAUGGCGACACUAAAUUGUUAAUGCCCGAUGCGCUAUCUACUUUGACAGUAUUUGCUAAGAAAUUAAUAACAAGUGAAGAUGAUGAUUAUUUGCAAUGUAUAGAAAAGUUGAAAACGUUAUCCCCUGCAGCGAUAGAAGCUGAAGUAACAAGCAUGUCGCCUGAAUCAGGCGGUUCUACAGAAGUUAUGCGGCAUUUCCUAGAAAUGAUCAAUGUUAUGAUGACUAGUAAUAGAGAUUUCGAACUGGCUCAGUCCUAUUUGAGCUUGUUCAUAAAGAUGCACACGAAAUUUAUAGCGGAGGAUGAGAAAUUAAGAAAUACUCUCUUGUCGGUGGAGGAGAAGGCCGCGCAAUCGUGGGCUAAGUUGCAGAGUGAACUGUUGUAUGAUAUUUGUGUUGUUAAAGCCUUAAAAGAUAUGUAAUAAAGUUAAGUUUUUCUUAAGGAA